Messenger RNA from Colossoma macropomum (tambaqui), 1153 nucleotides. Its product is annotated as cartilage intermediate layer protein 1-like. The record is from RefSeq and is a predicted model, not a curated record. The transcript is spliced from 6 exons. Lineage: Eukaryota; Metazoa; Chordata; Actinopteri; Characiformes; Serrasalmidae. The coding region runs from base 91 to 531 and encodes 146 amino acids.
CCUAUUUAUAAAAGAAGCCUCACAGCACUGGGUACUGAGCAGAGCACAGACAGAUUGAGAGCAUCUCAUUGGAGUGGAAGCAUCGGCAAAAUGAAGGUGUUGAUCUUUUCCAUGGCCUUGAUUGGAGCCAGUUUUGGAACUGUGAAGCUUGCUCUACCUCCACUAUGUUACACUCAGUGGUUUGACCGGGACAACCCCAGUGGGGGAGAUUAUGAAACCCGGGCUCUACUGACAAUGCAGUAUCCAGGAAAGAUCUGCCCUAAACCCAAGACCAUUCAGGCUGCAACCCUCACUGGCGUACCUGCUGAAAGCAUUGGACAAGUUUUUUCAUCGUAUGAUGUUUCAACUGGCUUUAUCUGCUUGAACCCUCAGCCGAAUGGAGAGUGCUGCUUGGACUAUAAGGUGCGCUUCGGAUGCCCAUGUCCCUGGCCCGUCAUUAUCAAGCCCAAUGUCUCUCUAGCAGAGAUUGCAGAAGAUGCAGCCAUUAACAGGACCAUUAUCUCUCAAACAGAGACUCCAGCAGACAACUAAACAGAUACAACAUUAAACAUUUUUCUUAUUUUUUUCAACUUUUAAUCUCAUAUCUGGAAAAGUCAUGCUACUGCAAUAUAGUGCUCUUACAUGCUUGUGUUAAUGGCCGUGUACUGUUUGCAAGUCCAUUCCAGGCCAGUAAAGGAUGUGAACAUGUGGUCUGAGUGAGAUACGAGAAUGAGUCUUGUAUUCAAAGUCAUCAACACAAGUAUGUAUUUAGACUCUUGGGGUGUAAUGGGAUGGGUCCUAUAUUUUCUAUGCUGCUUUCUGCCUAAAAUUGUAGAAUUCUAAUUCAUCUGGUUUGUGCUGAGUUGUUUAUAACACUUUAUUAAUCCUCAAAGGGAAAUUUGACUGACAUAGAAUAUACAUAAGCAAGGUAAAAAUAGUAAAAUGGGAUAAGUAAAUGUAUAGCAUAAAGUACUAUACAACACUAUACAAUAAAACUAUAAAUAUAUGUACACACACACUCUAUCUAUCUAUCUGAACAUAUAAUAAGAGAAGUAGGACUGGAAGAUGAUGAUUGAGGAUUCAAGAUUGGUGGAAGACACAUCGGUGCUACUUUGUUAAGUGUCUCUAAUAACUAUGUAGUUGCGUAUUAACAAUAAAUACAAUAUCAAUGUAA